Molecule: messenger RNA, 450 nt
Organism: Botrytis deweyae
Lineage: Eukaryota; Fungi; Ascomycota; Leotiomycetes; Helotiales; Sclerotiniaceae
Exons: 1
Coding region: 49-450 (133 amino acids)
Source: RefSeq, a predicted model, not a curated record
UAGAAGCAGUCUAGUCCCGACUUCUCAAGGGUCUCAUCCGAUAAACUUAUGCCUUUUGCACAGACUCCCGAGUUCUCCAUUUGGUGCCGAAUCGAAACAGUAAAUAUCUUGGUCACACAUUGCCUUUACGACCGACCAUGUAAGUCUCACCUCAACCUGAAGGCCCCCCUGCUCUUUGAGGCUUUUGCACAGACGUUCAUCCUUCUAAUCGUUUCCUAUAUCGAAUUGCAUCCUCUCGUCGACAUACCAAGGUCUGUGCGGAGGCAGAUUGAAACCCUACAGGGUCCCAACCAUCUGAUUACGAACCAUGCAAAUAUCGCUGUCACCACAAUCAAUCCAUAUCUCACAUGUUCAUACUGCUGUAAUCGGCUGCUCUUCCCGCAAUACACGAUUUCACAGCCAUCAUAUUCGCAGGUUGUGCAAAUCACAAUUGACCUCAUUGUACGGUAA